GGAGGAGACAGCGGCAGGAGGCGGCGGCAGGAGGCGGCGGCAGCAGGAGGCGGCAGCAGGAGGAGGCGGCAGCAGGAGGAGGCAGCAGCAGGAGGCAGCAGCAGCAGCAGGAGGCAGCAGCAGCAGCAGGAGGAGUGUGGAGAGCCGCCAUCAUCGCCACGUCCGCCGUGUCGUUCAGAGGAGGGAGGAGGAGGAGACUGUGAUGGUGGUGAUGGUGGUGAUGGUGGUGGUGAUGGUGAUCAUGAUGAUGGCGCCUCGGGGGUUGUUGUUCCCGUCCGGCAUCUGCGUCGCCUGUUCUCUCGCUCUCACCGCCUGCGCCCACAGCACCGCGGCCACAGGCCUGCCGACGACCCUGGGCUUGUCGGUGACGGAGACGACGUCGACCAGCGUGACGCUGACAUGGGACUUGCUCGGCCCUGACCCUGUCCUCUUCUACGUCAUCCAGUACAAGCUGCAAUCGUCGGAGGGCCCCUUCCGGGAGACGGACGCCGUGCCCGACACGCAGCACACGCUCGCGGGCCUGGAGCCCGACUCGAUGUACGAGCUGCGGGUGCUGGCGGUGACCGGGAUGGGGCGCGGGCCGCCCAGCCCGCCGGCAUUGGCGCGCACCGGCGAACAGGCGCCGUCGGGCCCGCCGCGCAACGUGCACGCGUACAUGCUGGGCCGCACCCCCAUCCUGCUGAUAGCGUGGCGCCAGCCCAAGGUGCCCAACGGGGUGAUCCGUGGCUACCGCGUCUACUGCGCCGUCGAACCCGUGCGGCCCGAGAGCACCUGGCUGGAGAGCGUCGUCGGCGGCGAUGACUUUUUCGCCUUGUUGGGCGGCCUGGCGCCCAACACACCGCACGUGCUUCGCAUGCUCGCCUUCACGUCCGCUGGCGACGGGCCCUUGUCCGACAAGAUCUACGUCGAGACCACCGUCGCAGCUCCUCCUGUCCAGCCGGUGAAGCUGACAGCAGAAGCGGUGUCCGAAUCGAGCAUUCUGUUACGCUGGACCCCUCCGCACCACGGCGCCGUCGCCAGCUACGAGCUCUACGUCCGCCACGGGGGGGACAACAGCAACGACAAGGAGGAGGAGACACGCCCUCCCUCCCAAAACUUCCUGGAAGGGAUUGUCGUCGACUCCCUGGCGUGCCCGACACCGUUCUACCGCUUCCAGCUGUCGGCGCGCUCCCGCGCCGGGCUGGGCCCCGCCACCUUCACGGUCACGGAGCGCACCAAGCAGUCAGAAGGCUCGGGGAGGGGGGACGACGGGAAGGACGGGGAGGCCGGGGAGGACGGCUCGGGAGGGCGGCCGAGCGGGGUUGGUGGCUGGCGCCAGACGCCGCUGCAGAGCGGAGAGGAGGAGCGUGACGCUGCGGGGCUGAGCGAGCGGGCCC
Molecule: messenger RNA, 1376 nt
Organism: Lethenteron reissneri (Far Eastern brook lamprey)
Lineage: Eukaryota; Metazoa; Chordata; Hyperoartia; Petromyzontiformes; Petromyzontidae
Product: receptor-type tyrosine-protein phosphatase S-like
Biological process (GO): cell-cell adhesion
Molecular function (GO): protein binding
Source: RefSeq, a predicted model, not a curated record